GAAGUGAGUGCAGCCUGCGGAGAGCGUUGGAUUGUGGGUAUCUUGUGUUUCCUGAUAGAUUCUGACAGUCAGCUGUUGCGGUAAAGUUUUGACAAAGUUUGACAAGCUUUUUUUUUGUCGACUGUUGUUUUUGUUUUUUGCUCACAUGUUCUCUGAUAUAUUCCGAUACUGGAACUAAAGUUUGCUGCCUCUCGUCUGUCGUCGUGCUGCAUCCUGUAAAAGUACGCGGUUUAUGUAAUUCGUGAAAGUUAUUGACAACGGUGGGAGAACUUUCGGAAUGAGUUUGAACGAGCACUCCCUGCAGGCUCUGUCCUGGAGAAAACUUUACCUGAGUCGAGCCAAACUUAAAGCCACCAGUCGCACUUCGGCUCUGCUGUCGGGCUUCGCUAUGGUUGCCAUGGUGGAGGUGCAGCUGGAGAGGGAUCAUAAAUAUCCUCCAGGGCUGCUGAUAGCCUUCAGUGCUUGUACCACAGUCCUGGUUGCAGUGCAUCUCUUUGCCCUCAUGAUCAGCACCUGCAUCCUCCCUAAUCUGGAGGCCGUCAGCAACGUUCACAACCUCAACUCGGUCAACGAAUCUCCCCAUGAGCGCAUGCACCGCCACAUAGAACUGGCCUGGGCUUUCUCCACCGUCAUCGGCACCCUCCUCUUCCUGACUGAGGUGAUGCUCUUGUGUUGGGUGAAGUUCUUGCCCCUCAAAAGCAACGCGGGAGAAAAUAACAGCACCAUAAGUCCUGGCGAGGCCGCAGCCAUAGCGUCCACGUGCAUCAUGGUACCAUUUGGAAUUGUUUUUAUCGUGUUUGCCGUCCACUUUUACCGCACGCUUGUCAGUCAUAAAACGGACCGGCAGAUCCGAGAGCUGGAGCAGGUCAUUCGGCUCCAGAACCAGCUAGACCACAGGGCUGAGAAUGAUGACCUGAAGGCCGCCGUCCACUUUCCCUGAUUUAUAUGUUGUAGCAGAGACAUUCAGCACUGCUUCCACUGGGAAAUCUUAUAUAAAAGCUUUAUUUUUUAUGUCUAGCAAAUUUGCUCAGAUGCUUUACUUUUGGAAUUGCAAGCUUUGUGUAUUGCACGUUACUCAGUCCAGUUUUAUAUAGUACAUGUUCCCAAACUUCUACACAUUAUAUAUCAGUUCUCUUUAGGUUGAAUGCAAAUGUUUUUACUCUCAUAUGCACAUUUUUGUGAAUUGGAUAAGAACAUAUCUUUAUCAUCAUCAUAAUCUAAUGUCUUCUAGGGUUGAAAUCUCAAGGUUACUUCCUGUGGGCUCUUAUGUGUACUGGUAUUAUCAAUCUUUAGGCAAAUACUGACUUUGUGUAAGACAAAUGUUCUACAUAGUAAAGAAUAAUAAGUUAUUGCUUGAGUGCAAAUGAGAGUAAAAAGUAAUAUCAACCAUCUAUUGCAGAGGUGUCCUUAUGAGGAGGAUCCACAUCAGAUCAAACAAAUGAAAAUGUUUGAAUGUGGAUUUAACUUCUUUUUUUAGUACACAUGUAAAUGAAAUCUGUGGUAAAACUUAUCACUUAUUCUGUCUGUCUGCAGUUUUUUUUAAUGUGCAACAGACUGUUUACACAUUAUUUUGUGCUGCUGAUGGGGGUAUAUUUUAUAAUCUCCCCCUACAGUGGCAUCCAUCUUGGCUUAAUUAGUUUUUUAUUUUAAUUCUUUUUGCUCUAAAUGAAGUCUGGUGACCUUACCUGGCCUUAGUGCUCGCUGAUGUUAAACCCUUGUUCAAACAUAGUUACCAGUUGGUUUAGGUUGUGCCAAAUAUUUUGUGAGCACCAUUUUUAAAGAGCUCAAAGAAUCAGUGCGGAUAAAAAAAAAACAUUUGUUUUUUAGCUAAAACAAAACAGAUAGACUAUGUUAAUGCUACCAUCCAACAGUAUUUGUGUGCAAUCUGAGGCAACAAAGCACUUAAAAGUAAAUGCUGACAGGGAGUGCCUCAAAUCAAAGUGUGUUAAUGCGGUACACAAACUUUUACAGAAACGGUUUGGUGGGACUCGAAUUCGAGUAAUUAAGGCAGCAAUUUGAGCCUGUGUCUGUGUUCAAGACAAUUUUUUUUCUCCUUUUAAAGGUGUCUUAAAUGAAUCCCAGGCAGAUACAUUUGAAAUGUUUUCAAUUUCACAUCACUUUUACAAUUCAAAAACACUGUAAACCCUACAGAGGGUUACUGAUUUACAAAGAAGUGCUGACUGUAUUGUUACAAAGCAUGAACACAUUGCAGAUGUGUGUAAGUUUGUAUGUUUUGUACUUUUCGUAGUUUACAAGCUUGAGCAUGUUCACACAUUAGGUUACAGAUUUUGUCAAGCGUGGAUAUGGGUUGUGUUUUCAUUGUCCUGUGGCACAUUGCUGAAUUAUUUUACUUGGGAUUUGUCAUUUUCUUUAUUGACAAUACUGUAACAUUGGUACACAAUAGUGUCAUAACAAUAUUUUCUCAUGAGUGCAUUAUAUCCCAUUAUAUAAUGCCCCCCUAAAAUUUUCUGUUCUUCAACAUGACACUGAAGUUAUUUGAGAAUAUAUGCAUGUUUUAUAUCAGCUUUUGGUCAAUAUUUGGCAUUUUUAUCAUGUGAUUUUGAAUUAACUGAGUGUUUAUAUCAAUGUAAUUCUGUGUCAUUAUGGCAGUAUCAGUUAAAUGAAGGUAGGUUAAUUCAGGUAAACUGUGCACAUGCUGGGACACCUCUGAUGGGAAAUACCACUUGUGCCUUCUUCAAAAACAGAACAGCGAAGCCAUGUUACUUUGGUUAUUUGUUGUGGUUUAUUUAUUUAACCAAGUGUAUGUUACUGUAUAUAGAGAGGUUACAAUGCUUUUAUCAAUGCACAGCUUUAAAGUGAAUUUUCAGUAAGUACUGUAUUGUAAGUUUUGCUUAUGUGUGGUGUUAGUGACUCAUCAAAAAGAGUCAACAAGAUUUUUUUGUUGCCAGUUUGAGAAUAAUAAAAAAAAAAUUACAUGA
This is a messenger RNA of Stegastes partitus (bicolor damselfish), 2939 nucleotides long. Its product is annotated as calcium release-activated calcium channel protein 1-like. The record is from RefSeq and is a predicted model, not a curated record. Gene Ontology annotation, molecular function: store-operated calcium channel activity. Gene Ontology annotation, cellular component: membrane. Gene Ontology annotation, biological process: store-operated calcium entry. The transcript has 2 exons. Bases 278 to 940 code for a protein of 220 amino acids. Lineage: Eukaryota; Metazoa; Chordata; Actinopteri; Pomacentridae.